GAGUCUGUUGCGCUGGGAAGUGACCAAACAAGCCCUGGGCAAUGGGACAUUCACAGCUGUAUGUCACUGUCAACUAAAAAGCUCAUCUUUCCAGGCUCCAAAGCUCCGAUGGCCGAUGCCCUCUCCCAGGAAGAAAACGACGACGUUCUGCCGCUGCUCAAAAUCCCAGAAAAAAAACGUUACAGAACAGUUACAAGCAACAACAACUAGACGGCAGAAACCUCUGCGUUUGAGGGUCAACUCAACUCCCUCACCUCCCUUCCACCAUCUUUGACUGAGUCAUUCUCGCUCCCCCCCAAUCCUUCCGAGUCGACUCACUUAUUCUAUUCCCCUACCCUGUUUUCUUCUCUCGUCAUACCGUAUACGCGAAACAUUGUGUCCCGCCUGCAGGUGUUCAAAAGUGUCAACACGUCGUGGUUCAUCUCGUUCCAGCUUCAAUUGCACAGGAUCUGAAUCAAAUUCGCGUUUGUAGUCCGAAAAUACCUAGCUUUGCUAGGGUUUUGAUGCGGUGGUUGUGCCAGGGUUUUUGAAUUUCGUUGUGUUUUGCUGGACACCAGCUUUGUGCGGUUAGGGGUUUACUGUCUGCGAGGAUGAUGGUGUCGAGGGGAUUGUUUGGGUGGUCGCCGCCACACAUUCAGCCGUUGACUCCUGUGUCGGAGGUUUCGGAGCCGCCGGAGUCACCCUCCCCGUACAUGGACAAUGGCGCAGACGUGCUUCCGCCUGAGAUGGAGGAGGAGAUUGAGGACGAGAAUGAGGAGAUGGAGCCGCCGCCUGCUGCUGUGCCUUUCUCUAAGUUGUUUAUUUGCGCUGAUCGCCUGGAUUGGUUUCUCAUGGCGGUUGGAUCACUAGCGGCAGCUGCCCAUGGCACUGCCCUGGUACUUUACUUGCAUUACUUUGCUAAAAUUAUUCAGUUACUUAGGCACAGCUCGGAGCCCCCGGAUAAGUUGUUCGACAGAUUCAAUGAGCUUGCUUUGACCAUUGUUUAUAUUGCUGCUGGUGUUUUUGCUGCUGGUUGGAUUGAGGUAUCGUGCUGGAUUCUUACCGGAGAGCGGCAGACUGCUGUAAUAAGAUCAAAAUAUGUUGAAGUUUUACUGAAUCAAGAUAUGAGUUUCUUUGAUACCUAUGGAAAUAAUGGAGAUAUUGUCAGCCAAGUGUUGAGUGACGUUCUUCUUAUUCAGUCAGCUCUUAGUGAAAAAGUGGGGAACUAUAUCCACAAUAUGGCUACAUUUUUCAGUGGUCUUGUGAUUGGAUUUGUUAACUGUUGGCAAAUUGCUCUCAUAACUUUAGCCACUGGCCCAUUCAUUGUAGCAGCAGGAGGAGUAUCAAAUAUAUUUUUACAUAGACUCGCGGAGAACAUCCAAGAUGCAUAUGCUGAAGCUGCUAGUAUUGCAGAACAGAGCAGGAUCACUUUUUCCCGCCCAUCUCGCAUCAAUUUCACCCCCUUUGAAACAAUGGCGGCGGCGGCGGCGGCCGGACCAUCCGGGAGCCUGAAGCUCCUCAUCGACAAGACUGCCGGCAAGGUCGUUUUCGCGGAAGUGGAGAAACCUUUCGUGGAUUUCUUGUUCCACCUCAUGUCGUUGCCGCUAGGCACGGUAAUCAAACUCGUUACCCAGAAAUCCAUGGUCGGCGCCCUCGGCAAUCUCUACGGCAGCAUCGCCGAAAUUAGCGACACUUACCUGCAGCCCGGCACGGAAAAAGAUGUCUUCUUGAACCCCAAAGUUCAGAUCCUCUCUCGCGAAGUUCCACUCCUCCUGCCGGCGGCCGAAGGCGAUUCUGACACCAAGAAGCUUUACCUCUGCAGCGGCAUCAGCGGCAACCACUGCCGCUACUUUACAAGUUAUUCCCAUGACCCGACGGCUAAAUGUCCCAGUUGUGGCCGGUCCAUGAGCUUCGAGAUGGCUUUGUUUGCCCCGGAGAAGGUGGCGGGGUCUUCUUCCUCUGGCGGCGAAGGGGGCGGUUUUGUGAGGGGGGUGCUGAGUUAUAUGGUGAUGGAUGACUUGAGGGUGAUGCCGCAGUCGACAAUUUGUGCCAUUACCACACUGAAUGAGUGCAAAGUGAAGGACUUUGGGUCUCUUGAUGUGAAGGUUGUUCAAUUUGAAGCUGAUGUGGGACUGAAGUUGUUGAAGGCGGCAUUACAAACUGAUGCAGUUCUCACAACUGUCUUCCUUGGCAAAAGUGUUGAAGGAAAGAUCGAAAUUGGUGGCGAUUAGAAAUAGCAGUGACUUAGCUACUUCUACCACCCCCCCCACUCCGGAUUUUUUUUAUGUAGUGAGAUUUUGAUGUUUCUUCGAGGCUCUGAGUUGAGAAAUAAUACUUGUUGGUUUGCAAUUGACACCAUGUUGAUUGCAUAAAUUACAUCUGCUUUA
This is a messenger RNA of Cuscuta campestris, 2366 nucleotides long. The record is from the annotation of a GenBank genome assembly. NCBI's taxonomy places the organism in Eukaryota, Viridiplantae, Streptophyta, Magnoliopsida, Solanales, Convolvulaceae.